AUGACAGUACACAAGAAACCCGCUGUAUUUUACGUUCACGCUGCUUUAUUCGAUUGUGAUGGUACCUUGGUUAACUCAACUGGUGCUAUCUCUGAAUUCUGGAGAGAUUUUGGUAAAACCAGACCUCAUGUUAACCCUGAUGAAAUUAUCAGAACAUCCCAUGGAUGCCGUACUUUUGAUGUUAUCGCAAAAUGGUCUCCAGAAGAUGCUGACGAGAAGCAAGUCACUGAAUGGGAAGGUUCUAUUCCUGACUCAUUUGGACAGUACGCUAAACCGAUUCCAGGUGCUGUUGAAUUAGUCAAGUCUUUCGAUAAAUUCUCAAAGAACGAGACUCAUGAUGGACAUCAAAGAUGGGCUAUCGUCACUUCUGGUACCUUACCAUUAGCUUCAAAAUGGUUGAAAUUGUUGACCAUUGACAAACCCGAUACAUUCAUAACAGCAGAAGCUGUUAGCAAGGGUAAGCCACACCCACAAGGUUAUCAGGCCGCAAGAGAUAGAGUAGGUGCUGGUGCAGCUCACAAAAAGGUCGUUGUCUUCGAGGACGCUCCAGCUGGUAUAUCGGCUGGUAAGGGUGCCGGUGCAAUGAUUGUUGGUAUUUGCUCAACUUACGACCCUGAGAAGGUUAGGAAAGCCGGUGCAGAUAUUGUCGUUGACGACUUAUCCUCAUUUAAGAUUGAAUCAUUUAAUAAGGAAACCGAGGAAUUCAAGGUUGUGGUAUCUGAUUAUCACUAUGCAAACGAUGAGUUUUUGCAAGCUGUUUAA
Molecule: messenger RNA, 762 nt
Organism: Priceomyces carsonii
Lineage: Eukaryota; Fungi; Ascomycota; Pichiomycetes; Serinales; Debaryomycetaceae
Gene: RHR2
Product: glycerol-1-phosphatase
Exons: 1
Coding region: 1-762 (253 amino acids)
Biological process (GO): response to osmotic stress; glycerol biosynthetic process
Molecular function (GO): beta-phosphoglucomutase activity; sn-glycerol 1-phosphatase activity
Source: RefSeq, a predicted model, not a curated record